UCGUCCAUCCACGUCCUUCUCUGAAGAGAGUAUGCGCUUAGUUUAUGAGGAUUUUGGUGGGAAAUUUCUUUAAGCAUUUGUGCGGCACUUAGACAGCAACAAUUAUCUUGAGGUGCUAAAAGACCAACAAACAACGUAUUGAAAGAGAGUGAAGGUUGGCAGAUGCUGAGGCAGCAGCACAUGGAGGGGAGAGUUGGAGGGCGGUGCAAGAUCAGAAAGCGGGGGUGCUCUUCUUCAUCGUCGUCUUCUUUGGCACACAAGUACAGGUUUAAGCGCGCAAUUCUGGUGGGCAAGAGAGGCGGCUCGAGCACCCCGGUGCCGACGUGGAAGGUGAACUCGAGAUCGCCUUCUUCGGCGCUGAAAGCGGCUGAGAGCGCUGCAAAAGGGAAAGAGGCGUCGGUGUCUGCGCGGAAACUGGCAGCUACACUGUGGGAAAUCAAUGACGUGAAGGAAAUGAGGAAUCAGAAAGAGUCAAGGAGUAAGGAGAGGGUUGCGAGGUCAGCACAGUUGUUGCCGCCCCAUUUGUUGGAUCCAUCUCACAGUCCGUUUUCGGAGAGAAUGGAUCGAUCUAGGGGUGGCAGCCACCGGAGGAGAAGGUCGGCGGUUUCUCAGAAGCUUCAGACGACUGAGUGUAAUUUGGGAGGGUUGGACUCUCUCAGCACUGCCAGUUUCAUGGAGGAUCCAAUGCAGACUGAAACUCAAUCUAGAGGGAGGACUCAUUCUGGAUGCAUAGUUGGAGUUAAGACUCGGUUGAAGGAUGUUAGUAAUGGUCUGGCCACAUCUAAAGAGCUUCUCAAAGUUCUGAACCGUAUUUGGGGUCUGGAAGAGAAGAAUUCAUCAAGCAUACCGGUUGUCUCUGCCCUACGUCUUGAGCUGGAUCGAGCCCGAACCCAGGUUGAUCAAUUGAUCCGGGAACAGAGGUCUAAUCGUGAUGAAAUUAAUUACCUCAUGAAGCAUUUUGCAGAAGAAAAGGCAGCUUGGAAAAGCAAGGAGCGAGCUAGGAUUCGUGAGGCCAUUGCAUCCAUAGCUGGAGAGCUUGAUGUAGAGAAGAAGCUGAGGAGACAAACAGAGAGAUUGAACAAGAAGCUCGGUGAAGAACUGGGACACAUUAAGGCAUCUCUGUCCAAGGCAUUAAAAGAACUCAAGAGUGAAAAGAGGGCAAGAGAGAUAUUAGAACAAAUGUGUGAUGAGCUUGCCCAAGGUAUUGGAGAAGACAGAGCUGAGGUGGAAGAACUGAAGAGAGAAUCUGCAAAAGUUCGCGAGGAGGUUGAGAAGGAGAGGGAAAUGCUUCAGCUGGCUGAUGUGUUGCGUGAGGAGAGGGUCCAGAUGAAGCUUUCAGAGGCUAAAUAUCAGUUUGAAGAGAAGAAUGCAGCUGUGGACAAGCUGAGACAUGAGCUCGAGGCCUACCUGAGAAGCAAAAGUGGCAAUGAUAAAAACAAUGGUUCCCCAAAUCCCAAUGGAAGUGAAGAGUUGGAAGAUUAUCUCCGGAAAGCACUGAUGGACUUAUGUCAGGACCGGGAGAAAGAAGAGGAUGACGGGGAAGUGGAAAAUGCAGAAGAGUGCGAAGCAGAUGACUCAGCAGAAAGUGAUCUCCAUUCCAUUGAAUUAAACAUGGACAACAGCAGCAAGAGCUACAUGUGGAGUUAUGCUUGCGGGACUGAGGCUCAGGAUGACUCCAACAGGGUUUCGGUUGAUAGAGAAAUCAGAGGUCGAAAGCCUACAUCUGGGAAAAUACAAUGGGGAAACAUAUCAUUAGAAAGAGUGACUUCCAAUGGUAUGGAAUGGGACUUUGACAAUAUAAGUCAAGAGAAUUCAUAUGCUUUUGACAAGGGAAGAACACCUGAGCAUGAUUCAGAAGCCCGGAGAAAAGAUUAUGAAGAUGAAAUCAAAAGAUAUAAAUCAGUGAAAGGCCUCAGAGACCACAUAUUGUCCGGUUCCAAAGUGUCAUCCAUCCAAGGCUUCGCCAGCCCAACUCGAAAAUGGGAGCAAGCCUCGCCUUUGCAGGACUGUAGCAGUGUGGUUCUGGAAAGUUUAGCAGUGGUGCAGGGGAGUGGUUCAAGGGUGGUGAGGGUGGCAGGAACCAGGGGUGAGCGGCAGGCCCUAGCACAUUCAAAACAAUAAAAAGGUUUUCGUGCCCAUGUCUUUCUUUUCCUUGAUAUUAACUUCACUUGUCUCCUAAGAGACAUACCAGUCUAUCCAACUGCUGCUGUAUCUGAGUGAAUCAAGUGCCUUAAAUGUAGAAAUCCAAGGCUAUGUCUAUGUGCAUAUAAUUUUGUACAUUUCUCUUUGAAUCAAGUGCCUUAAAUUUCCCUGUACAAAAA
Messenger RNA from Vitis vinifera (wine grape), 2321 nucleotides. RefSeq lists its product as uncharacterized. The record is from RefSeq and is a predicted model, not a curated record. Bases 163 to 2121 code for a protein of 652 amino acids. The transcript is spliced from 3 exons. Lineage: Eukaryota; Viridiplantae; Streptophyta; Magnoliopsida; Vitales; Vitaceae.